GCGCCGGAAGUGACGCGCAGCUCGCGCCCGAUGGCGGAAGUUCCGCCGCCGCAGCACGCUGUGCUGUCUCCUCGUGCAGUCCAUUGCUGGCAUGGCGCACUACAACUUUAAGAAGAUCACCGUGGUGCCGUCCGCCAAGCAUUUGGGAAACGUAGGGUUUUUUUUUAUUCACAAGCAUUACCAAAUUCAUCGCAUUCGACAUUUUUACAUGAGAAAAGUCAAAUUUACUCAACAAAAUUAUCAUGACAGGCUCUCCCAGAUUCUCACGGAUUUCCCCAAGUUGGAUGACAUCCAUCCAUUUUAUGCUGAUUUGAUGAAUAUUCUCUAUGACAAGGAUCAUUACAAGUUGGCUCUGGGACAAAUAAAUAUUGCCAAAAACUUAGUGGACAAUGUUGCUAAAGAUUACGUGCGGCUUAUGAAAUACGGCGAUUCUCUCAUCAUUGAAUUGCUUUCUCUAAAUAUCUAUUGAAUGUUAAAAAAAAAAAAGAGAGAGAGGCAGAGUUUGGAAUAUUUGGAGCAAGUGCGCCAGCAUUUAUCCCGUUUGCCAACCAUUGAUCCAAAUACAUGGACUCUGCUUUUAUGUGGGUACCCAAAUGUUGGGAAAUCCAGCUUCAUCAAUAAGGUAACCAGAGCAGAUGUGGAUGUUCAGCCCUAUGCGUUUACAACAAAGUCUCUAUUUGUUGGGCACAUGGAUUACAAGUAUCUACGUUGGCAGGUUGUAGACACUCCAGGGAUUUUGGAUCACCCUUUGGAGGAUCGGAACACCAUCGAGAUGCAGGCCAUCACAGCCUUGGCUCACCUCCGUGCUGCGGUUCUGUAUGUGAUGGAUUUGUCUGAGCAGUGUGGACAUGGUUUGAAGGAACAAGUAGAACUCUUCCAGAAUAUAAGACCUCUCUUUAUCAACAAGCCUCUUAUAGUUGUUGCCAACAAAUGUGAUGUGAAGAGAAUAGCUGAACUUUCUGAAGAUGAUCAGAAAAUAUUUGUAGAUUUGCAAGCUGAAGGAUUCCCUGUGAUAGAGACGAGCACUCUGACUGAGGAAGGUGUCAUUAAAGUUAAAACAGUAUACAUAGUGGUAAGGAGUGAUGCACUACAGAAUAAGGUGGAUCCAAAACCCUUAGAGGGCUGCUUCAAGAUUCUGUCUCAGAUUGGCCCUAGGGCUUGUGAUAGGCUUUUGGCUCAUCGAGUUGAAAUCAAAAUGAAGGGAAAUAAAGUGAAUGAGGUGUUGAACAGAUUACAUUUAGCUGUACCAAACAAGAGAGAUGAUAAGAAAUUGGAAGAAUUAGAGAAAGAAGAAGAGCUAAGAACAGCUGCUGGGGAGUAUGACAGUGAUUCUGAAAGUGAAGACGAGGAAAUGGUGGAAAUCCGACAGCUGGCAAAACAAAUUAGAGAAAAAAAGAAACUGAAAAUCCUUCAAUCCAAAGAAAAAAAUACACAGGGAUCCAGGAUGCCUUGAACAGCUAAGAAGGUUCAGAAGACAGAUUUGGAGAAUGAGAUGCAUAGUCUUGGUGUUGACAUGGAUACUAAAGACAAUGCCCACUACGCAGUCCAGGCAAGGAGAUCUCGGAGUAUCACCAGGAAAAGAAAGCGGGAAGAAUCUGUUCCACCGUCUUCUGUAGUCCGGAGUCGGAGUUGCUCUCGAACUCCACGUGAUGUUUCUGGUCUCCGGGAUGUCAAGAUGGUGAAGAAGGCCAAGGCUAUGAUGAAGAAUGCUCAGAAGAAGAUGAAUUGCUUGCGGAAGAAAGGGGAGUCAGAUCGGCAUGUGUUUGAUAUGAAGCCCAAGCACUUACUCUCUGGAAAGAGGAAAGCUGGCAAAAAGGACAGGAGAUAGGCUUCAGUUGACAUGGUUUGGCUAGACUGUUUGUUGCUGUCUGUUUCUUGGUUGGGUAUGGUGUGGGUUCAUAAAAUUGGAGUCAUCUAUAAACAAACAAAAAUAAUUGCAGCAUUCUUUGCUAAACAUUGUGGUUAAAUCCUGCAUAAUAAGUGCUGGAAAUUUUUGUCUGCAAAAUGCAAACAUUUGGAGUAAAUGGUCUUUCUGCAUUAAAUAGAGGAUUGGCUGCUUCAGAUUUACAGAACUAGAAAAAUUUGGUAUGACUUUGAUGUUUUGAUGGAGAAAGACCUUAUUUUUUCUAAGAGGAAACUUCGAUUUCUCACACGGGAAUACUCCUUUUUUUAUGAAGAAAGCAUCUCCAUUUAUGGAUAUGGACAGAGGGCUACCUGCUCUGCAGACUUGGGAGCAAGCACAUGUGUGAGCGAGUCAGAACCCUGAUGCUGAAAAUACUCCUUUAAAUUAUUUUCCAGUCUUCUUGUACAAUGUAUUGUUGUAAUCUCUCUUUCAACUAUUUUAUCCAAAAUAAAUCUCCAGGAGAAAUA
Oryctolagus cuniculus (rabbit) is the source of this 2370-nucleotide messenger RNA. NCBI's taxonomy places the organism in Eukaryota, Metazoa, Chordata, Mammalia, Lagomorpha, Leporidae. The record is from RefSeq and is a predicted model, not a curated record.